CAAUAAUAGCACAUGACCCAUUUCAAAUUCUUCAACUACACAAGGACUUCAUCUAUCAAAAAUCAAAAAGCAAAAACUAAAGCAAACCACUUGCAGGCCCCUGCGAAACAAAGGAGUGACAUCAACUGGCGCCCGCGCCAGGACUCCUUGAGCAUCCAAAGCUCACAUUGGUAGUGGCCGCAUAUAAAAAUGGCCGGCUACAUGUCUGUUCCUAUGCUGGUGGAUUUCCCAUCCCAUAUCUGACACCCAUUUUGCCCACUCGAAUUCCCACACAUUCUCCUCCUGAUCGCGUUCUGCCUCUUCGGGGGUUGGCCCGAAUAUUACAACUGUUCUCUUCUGGGAUGUCGUCCAUCUCGCUUCAAUACGAUCAAAUGUGAACCCUGCGUGAUGCCGGCUCUCAAAAAAUUCUUGCAGCUUAUCUUCCACUUGAUCGAUGGCUUGUUGCUCAAGCCCACUGUAGUCGAGUAGUUGCAUAUUCAGGACAGUCUCUCCGACGCUCUCAUGCGGUCUUUUGAGGUCUUCGAAAUCCUUCUCCUUCAUGGGGAUUGUGAACCACUCCUUCAUAGCGUACGUUGCUCUCCCUGGAUAUCGAUAUCCGUACUCCAAAAGUUCGUGCACAGACUCCAUUGCAGUUGUUUCUGCGCACUCUACCAGCUAAUUAUUAGCCAAGCCAAUACAAGGAAAGCUCUUAUGCUUCGCUUACCUAUUACCGCAAACAUGUCAACUUCAAAUGAUUGAUAGACCUCAUCUCGAAGGUACCAUAUUUCCUUCGUGCCGUCUACCUCUUUCAAUCUCUUAAAGAGAUUUCUCCAAUCCAAACUAAAAUUGUCCACAAUCGGAUCCAUCCGCCUCUCCUCAAGCCUCAGAAAUGUGAGGUACACGAGUGGCUCAUAGUCGUGAAUGCGUGGCCCCAUAUUGUCAGGGUUGCGGUUAAGCCUGCGUCUUCUCGGAUGGUACCUGUGUCUCCCAUCAGCAAUGAAACCUGUGCAAGUGUUAUAUGUUCCUGCGAAAAUAUUAAUACAAUUUGGGAAUGAUGCUCACUUGUCGAAGUUUUGAUUUCGAUGGGAAUGUAAGUUUUCUCAAAAAGAUGUAAAACGUCCAGUUUUCGGAUAGAUUUCCAGGCCCUCAAGUCACAACUACGCUGCUCUUCACAAAUUUUACAGAUUGAGUUGACCUUUUCUUUCUCUAUCAAUGAUUGCAAUGCUCUGUUAUUUAUGCUUCUUGCACUUCCUUGGGAUUUCCCCCGACCCAUACUUCCCGGUGGAGAAUCUCCUCUUCGCCAUUCGGUUCAACAAACAAGGCCCGUUGGUCUUCGCGUGAAAGAUUUGCCUCUACUUUCAUUCUCUUCUGUAACAGCCUCCCAUGUCUGCUACCAAAAAAAAUAUGUGGGCAGGUUUGAUCGAAGCCCAUCAAAGAACUUCUCAAACUCCAUCCCAUCAUCAGACAUGUCGUCUUUAUCUUCAGGAUAUUCCUCUGUUGACAUCCCAAGAAAUCAGCAAAAGAGUUACGAUUAGUGCUGAUCGACCUCCCGACAAAAUAAUUUCCACACGCCGAACUCCAUGUCGAUGCAUGUGGUCAGUAUUUCAUUGUUGACAUCCUUAGAAACAGUUAGAGAUGUAUAAACUAGUCUCAAUUGAAAUCUGGAAAGCUGAUCUAACACUGAAUUUUAUCGCGAAACGUGACCUUGUCUUUAUCUUCGGGAUUCUACCUUGUUAGCUUCCUAAGAAUGAGCGUGAGACUCCUAACUAGCUCUGAUUGAAAUCUGACCCGGGGGUAGGGGGGUCCGAAACAUCAAAUUCUCAGCAUAAACACGAAACCACCCUUGUCACCAGGACAUAACUGUUGGCUUCCAUCAAAAUCCAUUCGAGGAUGGGCAGAAGCAUCCGGGAUAGCUACUUUCUUUUUCCAUGCACAAAGAUCUGAAACGUGCGAGACAUAGAACGAUCACUAUCAGUGUUGUUUAAUUAUAUAGACGCUCUUUCUAUGCCUCCCCUCCCUGGGUGUUACGCGCACCCUUGGACUUCUUAAUAUCCCGAGAUAUUUAAGCCAGAUAAAGGAUGGGAAAACCGAGGUGCCCGCCAUCAUUAGUCGCGGUUGAUCUGACUGACCUCGGCAUCUCCUUUCCCAGCACAUCUCUUGCAAAAAAGGAAAAUGGGGAAAUAGAAGGGAAAUAAAAGGUUGAGAAGAAUCAGAUAAGGAGGUAUAAAAAACGUCCCCAAGUUGGUAACUAACUCUUCACAUGACUUAUUACGUAAUCGCAACUACUUCGAUCACGCCAUCCUGAAAAGAAGAAAAAGAAUAGUAGAUAAUCAGUGCCUAGAUAGAUAGAAUAAUUCAUAAUUCAUAUUUGAUGUAUUUUUUGCCUUAAUAUAAGACACCUCUCUGCGCCUUGUUAUUUUCCACUCUUGAUUGUUGAGGUUUAUUACUCGUUGAAAUCGUUAUCUCUUGUUUUAAGCCCCUGUCUACAAGCCCUCCUCGAUCGCCCCUAUCAAAGUCCCCUGCCCAGGUGUGAAAUACUUCUCUGAGAAAAUUGUGCAUAUAGUUAUAUCCAGAUAUGUCGUUGAUAUAUGCACACGGAGCUUCCUUAUAUUUUUAAAUCUGUUGCUUCGUUUCCUUCGCCGUUCAUUGUCAGAGCUUUACAGACUGCUACAGAUUGCAUUCUCUCUAUUUCUCUGCUCAACCGGCAGUUGAAAGGUUAAAAACCACAAUCAACAUUUCAGCUCACAUCAUGAAAGACCUGCGACACGAGUCACCUGGGCCAGCUCCCAUGUUAGCAGCCUUGGAUGUGAAAGACCAGGUGCAUCUAAUCGUGGGCGCAAACCCGCUGGCAGCUGCCCGAUGCACCAAGUGUCUUGACAUCGGGGCAAUUCCCAUUGUCAUUGCGCCUGAAGGUGUGGAAAUUCAUGCACCCCUUCUGCAGAAGAUUGAGGAUGGACGGGUGCGCCAUAUUGGAAGAGAGUUUCAAGAUGAAGAUUUGAAAACCCUGGGAAGAAACGAGGUGGAUAAUUAUGUCGACGCUGUGUUUAUUACUCUUGGGCCUCAGAAUCCUUUGAGCUCUCGCAUAUAUCAUCUUUGCCGUCGGUUAAGGAUACCAGUAAAUGUCUCAGAUGCUCCAGAUCUUUGCACAUUUACACUACUCUCCACUUACUCUGAUGGCCCGCUUCACAUUGGCAUCACGACCUCUGGCAGAGGCUGCAAAUUAGCUGCCCGCAUACGGCGGGAAAUAGCCGCCUAUCUCCCAUCUGGACUCGGCGCCGCCGUUGAAACACUCGGCACAGUUAGGAGACGUAUCUGGGAAGAAGACCAUAGCCCAGAUAUAGCUCCUGAAAAUCUGCCAUUCGAGGCUGAUGACUCGACCGCUCAGAAACAUACCUUCAACUCACUCGUGACGUCUGAGGAGAGCGAGGCUGCUAAAACUCGUAGAAUGCGUUGGCUGUCUCAAAUAUGUGAAUAUUGGCCGCUUCGUCGGUUAGCCUCAAUCACGGGUGCUGAUAUGGAAGCCAUACUUGGAGCUUAUCGAUCGACGAGCGGCACAGCCUCUUCCACGUUGGAAGACGGCCUACCUUUACCACCAAAGAAAGGAAAAAUCAUCCUUGCAGGAUCCGGACCUGGGCACCCGGACCUUCUUACUAAAGCAACACACAACGCGAUCAAAAAUGCAGAUCUCAUCUUAGCCGACAAAUUGGUUCCGGCCCCCGUGCUAGAUCUUAUCCCUCGACGAACGGAAGUCCAUAUCGCCCGGAAAUUCCCUGGGAACGCCGAUAAGGCGCAAGAAGAAUUACUCGAAAUGGGCAUAACUGCCCUGCGAGCAGGUAGAACGGUGCUAAGGCUGAAGCAAGGUGACCCAUAUCUGUACGGCCGUGGAGCCGAAGAGUACGACUUCUUCAGAAGGGAGGGAUAUAUUCCCGCUGUUCUUCCAGGAAUCACCAGUGCAUUGAGCGCGCCACUCUUUGCGGAUAUACCCGCGACGCACCGCGGUGUUGCCGACCAAGUAUUGAUAUGCACUGGCACGGGGCGCAAAGGAGCAGCACCAGAGCCACCUAGCUAUGUACCUACACAGACGGUGGUUUUCUUGAUGGCGCUACACAGACUCUCUUCUCUCAUCGAAUCACUUACUAGUCGUGCUAAAGGGGACGAGAGUGCUGCGUCCCGAGUCCUAUGGCCGAAGGAUACCCCCUGCGCGGUGAUUGAGAGAGCGUCAUGCGCAGAUCAAAGAGUUAUACGGUCAACGCUUGAACAUGUCUAUUUGGCCGUUCAGGAGGAAGGAUCGAGACCGCCAGGACUUCUUGUUGUUGGUGCGAGCUGCGGGGUGCUUCAUCCGCUCACGAGUGCAAAAUGGACAGUUGAGGAUGGGUUAAGAUGGAAAGAUGGCUAUUAUUAAUGAAUUGGGGGCUGUCAACAAAUCCUAAAUGCAGAAGCCUUCUUUACUCGGGUUUUAGAGGCGCUGGGAUUUGUAUAGAACGAUAUUUUCGCAUGUUCUGGACACUUGUUUGCAUUUUAUCGGAGGCUGUAUUAGGCUGAGCUUUUCAUGCUCCACUACAUAUCAUAGAGCGCUAUUGUGUUAGUUUAAAGGAAUUGUUGGUCUGAUGUAAAUUAAUAGUUCAGUAACAAGAACUUAAAAUAUUCCAAAAAUAGACCAGUCCUCGCCAAGCACAGCAAACCAAAGAC
Blastomyces dermatitidis ER-3 is the source of this 4668-nucleotide messenger RNA. RefSeq names its product uroporphyrin-III C-methyltransferase/precorrin-2 dehydrogenase/sirohydrochlorin ferrochelatase. The record is from RefSeq and is a predicted model, not a curated record. The coding region runs from base 2729 to 4381 and encodes 550 amino acids. Gene Ontology annotation, biological process: siroheme biosynthetic process; sulfate assimilation. The transcript has 2 exons. Gene Ontology annotation, molecular function: uroporphyrin-III C-methyltransferase activity. Lineage: Eukaryota; Fungi; Ascomycota; Eurotiomycetes; Onygenales; Ajellomycetaceae.